Molecule: messenger RNA, 1027 nt
Organism: Melitaea cinxia (Glanville fritillary)
Lineage: Eukaryota; Metazoa; Arthropoda; Insecta; Lepidoptera; Nymphalidae
Gene: Tbp
Product: TATA-box-binding protein
Exons: 4
Coding region: 24-1019 (331 amino acids)
Biological process (GO): DNA-templated transcription initiation
Molecular function (GO): RNA polymerase II general transcription initiation factor activity; DNA binding
Source: RefSeq, a predicted model, not a curated record
AUACAUAACAAACUUUAGAAAACAUGGAUCAAAUGUUACCGAGUCCGUACAACAUACCGGGUAUAGGUACCCCAUUGCAUCAACCUGAAGAGGAUCAACAAAUUCUACCUAAUGCAAUGCAACAGCAGCAUCAACAACAACAACAACAACAACAGCAACAGCAGCAGCAGCAGCAGCAACAGCAACAACAACCACAUCAUCAACAACAACAACAGCAACAACAACAACAUUCCUUGGUUUCUUUAGGGUCAUCACCUCUUGUUGGUUUUGGCACCUCAAUUAUGGGUACUCCACAAAGAACUAUGCAUACCUAUGCUCCUACAGCAAGCUAUUCAACACCCCAACAGAUGAUGCAGCCACAAACACCGCAAAAUUUAAUGUCACCAAUGAUAACAGGAGGUAGUAUAGCAGGUCCACCAAUGUUAAGUCAAGCUAGCCCGGCACCCAUGACUCCUAUGACCCCACACUCUGCUGAUCCUGGAAUCUUGCCUCAAUUACAGAAUAUUGUGUCUACAGUAAACCUCAACUGUAAAUUGGAUUUAAAAAAAAUAGCUCUGCAUGCUCGAAAUGCUGAAUAUAAUCCAAAGCGAUUUGCAGCUGUCAUUAUGAGAAUAAGAGAGCCAAGAACUACAGCACUUAUUUUUUCGUCUGGUAAAAUGGUUUGCACAGGUGCCAAAAGUGAAGAAGAUUCCCGACUAGCUGCAAGAAAAUAUGCAAGAAUUAUUCAAAAGCUUGGUUUCACUGCAAAGUUUUUGGACUUCAAAAUACAAAAUAUGGUUGGCAGUUGUGAUGUUAAAUUUCCUAUUCGUCUUGAAGGUCUAGUACUUACUCAUGGACAGUUUAGUUCCUAUGAACCUGAACUUUUCCCUGGACUUAUAUAUCGAAUGGUUAAACCUAGGAUUGUCUUGCUUAUAUUCGUCUCUGGUAAAGUAGUGUUAACCGGUGCAAAAGUGCGUCAAGAAAUAUAUGAAGCAUUUGACAAUAUUUACCCUAUAUUAAAAAGUUUUAAAAAACAGUAGUAAAUCUA